Molecule: messenger RNA, 3682 nt
Organism: Xenopus laevis (African clawed frog)
Lineage: Eukaryota; Metazoa; Chordata; Amphibia; Anura; Pipidae
Gene: ube2d4.S
Product: ubiquitin conjugating enzyme E2D 4 (putative) S homeolog
Exons: 7
Coding region: 132-575 (147 amino acids)
Source: RefSeq, a predicted model, not a curated record
ACUACAUUUCCCAGAGAUCUCCGCGUCAUCCACGCCCACAGCCGGCGCAGUGAGUCAGAGGGCGGGGCUUCGUGUCAGAUUCGGGCUGCCGCUGCCCCCAGCACAGUGUGCUACGCCGGCUCUCAAACAACAUGGCGCUGAAAAGGAUCCAGAAGGAGCUGAUGGAUUUGCAGAGGGAUCCUCCAGCACAGUGUUCCGCUGGUCCCGUAGGAGAGGAUUUGUUCCAUUGGCAGGCGACCAUUAUGGGUCCUAAUGACAGUCCUUUCCAAGGUGGAGUUUUCUUCCUCACAAUUCACUUCCCUACAGAUUACCCCUUUAAACCUCCCAAGGUGGCGUUUACAACGAAGAUUUAUCACCCUAAUAUAAACAGCAAUGGAAGCAUCUGCCUGGAUAUACUACGGAGCCAGUGGUCACCAGCCCUGACUGUGUCCAAAGUUCUGCUAUCCAUCUGUUCAUUACUCUGUGACCCAAACCCAGAUGAUCCUCUGGUGCCAGAGAUUGCUCACACGUAUAAAGCAGACCGGGAGAAGUACAACAGACUAGCAAGAGAAUGGACACAGAAAUAUGCAAUGUAAUGAUGCUCCCUUAAUAGCUCAGCCAGACUUACAGACUGGAGAGGGGAGAGAGCCUCAGAUAGAGGCCAGGCCCUCCCUCAUCCCCCUUAAAAUCAUCUUGUGCCAACAUGCUCCUCGCAAUGUUUUUAUAUCAACUCCGAACCAAAAAUAAAAACCCAGAAACUCCAAGGAUUAGCCCCACAACACACCUCCCCUGACCUGGCUGAGAAUCAAUCCUACCCCCUCUUUCUUUGAAAAUCUGCUGCUGUGAUAUCACUCUGCCUCCAUGUGUUUAUUUUUUUCACCUCCCUCCCAUCUUGCAAAGCCUUUGUCCUGCUUUGCACUGUGAAGCCCUCCCUUGGAUCUUGUGCAAGAAGCUCAUAUCACUUUACCUACUUUAAAUAACUCAGGACACCAGAUGUUGAAUUAGGUUGGGUCCCAGGAACCCAACCCUGUUUUUUUCUUCGACUGUCUCCCACAUCAGAAUGACAUGGUUGGAAACUUCCAUUGGAGGAAGGAGAGAGAGACAUAUUGCACCUUUGGAAAGUAGCGUGGGAGUGUCUGUGUCAAGGCCCUCGAGGAUUCCUUUCCAGGGAAAAGUACAUCUUGAAUGCAUUAUCUGCCAUAGUACCAUCCCAAGAGCAAAGGAGUCUGGGAAAAACAUGGCACAGCUUUUAAACCAGCUCACAACACUCAAUGCUGUUUUUAAUCGUUACACUCCCUAAAUGUGUGACACACAUUAUUAAUGUACAAUAUUUCUGCCGACAGCUAUAUCCUGAAAGCCAUCACUGUCCAGAGAAUCCUUUUACGUGUGUAGGUGAUCAGUACCUAUUAGCAGUAUAUGUGCUCCUUAACAUUUCAACAUCAUGGCUGCCUAAUCCAGCUGCCAUCUUUUUUAUUUAAUUCUAUAGUUAAUACUAACUCAUUGCAUGUCUUUCUUUUUGUGUGUGAUACCUGAGACAAGUCAUCCACCUUCACUCUCAGGCAGGGCUCUAGCAUUUGAGGCAUCCGUUUACUCCCCCUUAACAUCAUUUCAUGGAGGAACUUGUUACAGGCUGUGCAAGUGUUGCAUGCUUGCUGUUCCUACCUGCUGUGCAAUGUACUACAGGUAUGAGAAAAGUUUUAAGAGCCUGCCCUGUGACCUUCUCCCUGUCCCAGCCUACCUCAUUCUGAAUACUGGGACAAAUUGCACCAGGCUUUGCACUGCUGUGCAAAUGUGGGGAUUCCACUCUACUGAAUGCUUCUUUAUAUUAAGAAACCCAUUGCCCCCCCCAUAAGGAUUCUGAGCCUCCAAAAAUAAGCAUCACUGUGUCAGCAUCUCUGCCUUCUGUAUAAUGACGCAGAGUGCCUGAAGAAUAGUAUAGAACAUUUUGCUGAAUGAACUAACUUGCUGCACUGGCUAAGUUCCUAUUUGACACAAAAUGUCUUUUUCCGAUGAUAUUCCUCAGAGGCAGGUUUUUAGGGGUCCUCUAGAUUAAAUUAAAAUAAUUUAUUAGAAUGCGUCCUGCUGUCUCAAGCUGUGCAUGAUCAUACUCUGCAUCACUAUACAAAGCAGCAGUCGGUGUUACUUUUCAGUGCCGGGCCAAAUCUAAGGGGCGGUGACAAUUAUCCAUGAUUUGAUGGUGAUAAGUAGGGCCUCCACUUGUGGCCUUUGUGCAUCACCACUCCCUGAUCCAGCAAGGGAGCUGAAACAAUAGAAAGCCAAACAAAUGGGUAAGGCAGCUAGAUAUGGUGCAUGUGUAGCACCCCUCCUCUGUUGCACCUAAGCCAUGUGCCUCUUCUGCCUACACCUAGUUCUAGCCCAUUAUUUUUUACCUGUUUUUUAAUGAUUACCCAAGUCCCAUUUACAGUUGGGAAUCCUUCAAGCUAAAAAGUUUGCCUGUAAGUGACUUGUGCUUCCUCCCAACCCAAAGCUUCCUGUUAUAAUAAUAGAGGUGCAUGUGGAUUAUAAUGCCUUGUGCACACUACAGACUAAGGCUCAAGGCACACAUUGCAUCUUUUGAGCCUUGCAUUGCUGCCUGUGAUUGACCAUAAUUAAACUGUACCUAACACUACUGCUCCAAGUGCAUUUCAACCCUAUAUGCACAUUCUGACAAAAAAUCUAGUGAUGUCUGAAAGAUUUCCAUUAAAGUCAAUGACCGUCAGCAUGACGAUAAACACACUGCUACAUGUGCUAUGAGCCUAAUGAUCUGUGAAUCUCAUUUUAAUCAUCAACUCUUAAGCUCUUAUCUGAUGUCAUGCUUGGUAAAUACUAUACUCACAUCUACAGUGAAGGUUAUUUAUAAACACUGCACAAAUUUGCACCUGGGCAGUAACCCAUGGCAACCAAUCGGAUGAUUGCUUCCAGCGCUCAAAAUACAGCUGGCUGAAAAAAAGCUAAUCACUGGUUGCUAUGGGUUACUGCCCAUGGGCAAAUUUACCCAGUGUUUAUAAAUGAGCCCCAGUGUCUUUAGUUUAAAAACGUUCAGCCCAAUGUAUUGGUUGAGUAAAAAAAAUCUAUGAAGAAAUCCUCUACAUCUAAAGGAUACAUAAACCUUAAAAAAAACUGAAUGUAAAAUUGCUCAGAAUGUUUUUCUAAGUACUUUUGACAUUUUCAGAGCUAUUUAUUUUUUAUUUACUAGCUGCUGGUCAGUUCCUGUAUCUGUACAGGCAAAGAAGACAAUCAAAGGAUAUUUUUUUUAGAAGGAAAGCAGAGACGUUUUCUGAUGUUGCUCUGCUCAGGAAGGAAAUGGGAAAGGACAUCUGAUCUCUUUUCUAAGCAGAAUAACAUCAGAACACUUCUCUGUUUUCCUUCUGAAGGUAUAUCUCUUUGACUGUACAUUUUACAAGAACUGACAGGCAGGUGGCGCUGUUGUUACAAAAUUCAUUGUAUUGGCAGUUAAUAAACCCUCAAAUAGCCCUAAAACAUAACAAUAAUUAUAAAAGUGCUUACAAAAGCAUCAUGAAAAACUCUGCAUUAAUAUUUAAGGUCUACUUAUAAGGAAUACGAUGACAAUUUUCAGUAGUUCCACAAAAUGAAAGAUAUUUGAAAGUGCAUGUGCUGUUUCCUAAAGGAAGUCCGUUUUCCAGACAGGUCAGUGCGUGUUGUGUGGCUAAUGGGUUUGUAAGAAGCGAUAAAUACUCUGUUU